Populus euphratica (Euphrates poplar) is the source of this 1898-nucleotide messenger RNA. Its product is annotated as B3 domain-containing transcription factor NGA1-like. The record is from RefSeq and is a predicted model, not a curated record. Lineage: Eukaryota; Viridiplantae; Streptophyta; Magnoliopsida; Malpighiales; Salicaceae. The coding region runs from base 573 to 1898 and encodes 441 amino acids. The transcript has a single exon. Gene Ontology annotation, molecular function: DNA binding; DNA-binding transcription factor activity.
CUCUCUCCCUCUCUCUCUCUCUCAAGAAAGAAGUAGCAAAGAUUUAGAAUUUAUUCAGGAGGAAGAAAGGCAAAAUUGCCUAACUUGAGAAGCUUCCAGGGAAAUGCCCUCAUAAGAAAAUCACACACAUAUUCCCACCCUUGUAACUCUUAUACUUGGUUUUUGUUUUUCACAUUCUAAGGUCAACAACUAGAGGAACUUGCACUCUUUGAAACGUAUGUGAAGGUGUUUGUUGUCUAGUUUUGGUUUCUCUUGAAGUCUUGUAACUUGGUCAAAGAAUAUAGCACCGACUGUCAUUGAAAUGGGAGUUAUUGCCUAUCUGUUUUUUUUUUCUUGGUCUUUGAGAUUAUGGAAGGAGAAUAAUCUUUAACCCUAAAAAAGUGAUAGACUUUACUAGUACUUGUUUGUUUUGAUAACCAAUUUGCCUUCAAACACCCCCCUCUAUUCUCGUUUUCUUCAUAGAAGAAAUCCAUUGCUAGUUUUUGCUACCCUCCUUUGAUUUUUACUUCUUAGCUGGCUAAUAUUAGAUCUUUCCGAAGGAAAAGACGAGUUUUUUUUUUAUUAGGAAAAACAUGGAGUUUGGGUCAGGUUUUACGGAAGAAGAUCAAAUAAGUAGAGGAAAAGGACUCCCUUUUUCUUCUUAUUCAUCUUCUUCAUCUCCUUCAUCUUCUUCUUCUCAUCAAAAAAACCAACUUGUGGUCCCUUUAGGCCAAAUCUUUGAGAACCACCAAAUGGGUUCUUGGUUAGGCAACAAGUAUGACCAAGAAGAUCAAGAUACAUCAAGAUUUGAUGAGAAUGGAGCUUCAACCGCCGCAAAACUUGACCUUAUGGAUGUCAAUGAUGAUGAAGAAGGGGGCCGAGGAGAAUCUAGUUGUGUGGUGAUAGAAAAGGAGCACAUGUUUGAUAAGGUCGUAACUCCAAGUGAUGUAGGAAAGCUAAAUCGCCUUGUGAUCCCAAAACAGCACGCAGAGAAGUACUUUCCUUUAGAUUCAUCAUCGAAUGAGAAGGGGCUUUUAUUGAAUUUUGAGGAUAGGAAUGGUAAAGCUUGGACAUUUAGGUAUUCGUACUGGAAUAGUAGUCAGAGCUAUGUUAUGACUAAAGGUUGGAGCCGUUUUGUGAAGGAGAAGAAGCUUGAUGCUGGUGAUAUUGUGUCGUUUCAAAGAGGGGCAGGCGAAUUGGGUAAAGAUCGUUUGUACAUUGACUGGAGACGCCGGCCGGAUCCACCGGACCACGCCUCUCACCACCAACUCUACCACCACAACCACCCUUUCUCAUCAAUCCCUUGGAGCCCUUUACUCAUGCGCCCGCCAACAGCACCAAUUUUGCCAAGGGACCACCUCCACUUGUCUAAUCCUAAUAGAAAUGCCUAUUACAAUGUUGGUGGUAGUUAUUAUGGUCAUGGAUAUGGUAAUUAUAACAAUGUGGUAAACCCUUGUUCAUCUUCUGGGUCAGUUUUUUACAUGAGAUCAUCAGCAGUAGCAGCAAUUGAACCAAACCCACAAGAAGUUGGAAUGGGGAUGGUGCAAUGGCAGCUAGGAGGAGGUGGGGUUGUCGAGCCAGUGGUGUAUGAGUCGGUGCCGGUAGUCCAAGGGAAAGCAGCGGCAAAGAAACUGAGGUUGUUUGGUGUAAACAUGGAUUGCCCCAUUACUGAUCAAUCUGAUAACUAUGAUCGCAAAUUGUCCUCAACAACAACAGCAGCAGCAGCAACAUUACCUCAUAAUGCUACUAUUACAUUGCAGCCUCCUCCUCAACUUGCUUCACAGUCUCUGCAACAUCCCCUCCACCAAUUGAGACUCUAUAGAGGCACCCCACUACCAGCACUGCCACCCUCCAAUACCCAAUUUCUCCACAAAGGGAAGUCAUCCUCCUCCUCCAUGUCCUUGGAUUUAGAUAUGUGA